Umbelopsis ramanniana AG is the source of this 2078-nucleotide messenger RNA. RefSeq lists its product as uncharacterized. Bases 126 to 1721 code for a protein of 531 amino acids. The record is from RefSeq and is a predicted model, not a curated record. Lineage: Eukaryota; Fungi; Mucoromycota; Umbelopsidomycetes; Umbelopsidales; Umbelopsidaceae. The transcript is spliced from 3 exons. Gene Ontology annotation, molecular function: DNA binding.
CCGCUUUACUUCCGUCUCUGCUUGAAUACCCACCGUUUGCUUCUCCCCACCUAAACGUAUAUUUUUAAUCUCUAUCUACCCCUCCCUUUAAACUCGGUCUCCCUAAACGCAUCCAUACCACCUCAAUGUCGUUGGACCCUACCUUCCAUGGAUUCGUUGAAACCACAAUGGAUACUCUGUUGCUGUUUGAAGCCUGUCGGCAAGGUCUCUUGCCCAAAGUCACCAGACGCUUACAGGAUAGAGAGCGGAAAGAUUUAGUCGUAUCCGGCACUGUUUUCAUUUUCGACGAGAGAGAAUCUGGAAUUAAACGCUGGACAGACGGUCUCUUAUGGAGUCCAUCUAGAAUACUAGGAAAUUUCUUAGUGUACCGAGAAAUUGAUAAGCGCAGCCCUAUCGUUGACAAACGCCAACAAUCCGUCGACCCAAGCGCGCCCACCAGUACAGCCGAACGAUUGAAGGAACGCGCACUGGUUGGUUCUCUCACCAAUUCAUAUAAAUUUAAAAGGAACGGAUUGAUCAAAAAGACCAUGAGCAUUGUCGUCAAUGGGAGUACACAACAUAUGAUCAGUUACUACAACAAAGAAGACGUGGCAUCUGGAAGAUUACAUUCGCCUAGAUCCAUUCCCAUGCUCGCCAACUUAGAAGUAUCACCAGAGUUUUUACAGCGACAAAACUUUCGCAUUCCGUUACAUGUAGAAACGAGUGGAGUUAUAACUGAUCGGACCUCAACCUCUCCCACGCUGUCCACAGUUUACUAUGAUGCUCAUAGAAGAGAAAGCCAAGCUUCCACUUCGAGUGAUGUUAUGUCCACCGAAUCAUCAACUAUAGACACACAUAAUUACUUACAACCGUAUAUGCGGCAACCUCAACAAUCGCCAUUAGGUUACAAUGCUCCUAGAUUCUCACCACAACAUCCCUAUCUCGAUAACCAUGCUGCACCUGUGAAUUACCCCCCUGUGUCCAUGCCAAAUACGCCAAUUCCGUCUCCAUCAUCAGACUAUCGGAUGCGUAAAUCUUCAGAUCCAGCUUUGAUGUAUCAGAAUAGAGGCCCCACAACGACACCGGAUUCCAUGUCGAUGGGAGCUCACCCCAACCGUCAUGCUUACACCACCAUGUCGGCACAUCAUGGUGGUCAGUAUUCGGGUAGAGGAUUGGAGGGUCAAGGUAUGCCUCCGCCGCCGAAUCCUAGCACGCCAGCCAAUGAUGCAUCCUACGGCUCAAUGAAUUGGAAUAGCUAUCGAGCAGACCCACGUCUCCCUACCACGGCAGGGCCUUACGAAACGUCUUUUUCCUUCCCAUCUCAUACUCCAAGAACCAACUUUCAAAAUCAUCAUCGGCACCAUAGUGACCCCAGACAUAACGAAGUCAACAUGGGAGCGCCUUACUCAAACACCCAUCUCCCUCCCAUCAUGCAGCAAACAUCCAUGAUGAAUACCUACUCAGGUGGUGGGGGCAAUGAACAGAUACAUGAACCUGGUACGUCUGAAUCAACGGAUAUCCCUCCAUUAGCCCAAUUCGAUGAAGCGUAUAGAGGAGGUGGUGGAAGCACGAUGCACCACGGACUUCUAGAACAUAACAGCAUGCGAAUGCCAAGUGCUCCAUAUCAACCUUCGACUCCAGAUCCUAGGGGCCACGGUCAUGAUCAAUUUAAUAAUGUACCAAUGGGGUCUAAUUUCCAUGUGCCGGAAGUUUCGUUCAAUCCAUGGGACACCUACAAAUGAGACAACCCCGUUCGAAAAGACUUGCUUACAAAAAUUUGUACAUGGCACUGAAGGAGGAUAUCCUUCCUACACCAAAAAGUAUCAAUCGUUUUUUCUCUCUCUCCAUUUUAUUUUGUUUUUCUUGUCGGCCAGCCUUUGAUUUGAUUUGAUUUGAUUUGGUUCGUCCCCUUCUCAAUAUUUCUUUAAAUGGGGUGAACGCACGCAACAGCACUCAUGUACUUCCUUCUUUUCCUUUCCGUUUACUUCGAUCACAGAUGGCGCCACGUGUGGUUUCCGACCGUGGCCAUCUCGUUUCUUGUAUAAUAUCUAAUCCAAAACCCCCUACCGUUAUCCACACCAAAAAAAUAACAGAAAAAA